GACCAACAGCUGCUUGGGGUCAUGGCUGUACAACGUUUUUUUAGAAACAUCUGGAAAAGAUGUUCGGCGCUCUUCUGCUGCAUGAAGAGCAAUGUAGAGGACCUUCCUGAGCCUCCUCACAGGAUUGACAAGGCACAGAAAUGGGAUGACCAGCAGGGAGAAUGGCAGACACAUCUUCAUGUGUCUGAUGGACACAGAUCUUCCUCCCAAGGGGUUUUGAUGGGUGUUGGUGCCACCGCCCGGAGCCCCAGGAAGGAAGAGGUGGUGCCAGUUCUCAUUUCAAUGAGAAAUGAGAACAUAGCAAAAUGGAGGCCGCGGCUCUUAACGAUCAUGGAGACCUGCACUGAGUCGGAUCCUUCAGAAGAAAGCCGACCAAGGGACGUGCAGGAGGAAAGCAGUGCCUGCUUAUCAAGAGAGGAAAAGCAAGAGCACUGGAGGCCGCGACUCCCCCCAAUUUUGGAGACCUGCACUGAAUCGGACGAAGAAGACCAGCCGGCAGAAGAGCAGCUCUCUCCUCCUGAGGAGAAGACGCAGAACUCGGAGGAUUCGAUGGAAGUCCAGGUGGGCUCCGGGAUCAACAGCCUGGAGGAUUUUGACUCCAUUUCUGCCCUCUUGAAUGAGGAGUCUGAGGGAAGCUGGGAGCAGGCUGCAGAGGCUUUGGAGGCCACCCUUUCUUCCAGUCCGUGGGAUUCUCCUGAAGAAGGAGAAGACACGCUGGAGAAUCUCAGCAGCCUGGAGGAGGACUCCUUGGAUUUCAGUCUCUAAUUAAAAGAGACGCUUCCCCAGAUGCCUCUCCAGAUGGCAGAUCGGAGGAGGAUGA
Crotalus tigris (Tiger rattlesnake) is the source of this 820-nucleotide messenger RNA. RefSeq lists its product as uncharacterized. Bases 22 to 765 code for a protein of 247 amino acids. The record is from RefSeq and is a predicted model, not a curated record. The transcript is spliced from 11 exons. NCBI's taxonomy places the organism in Eukaryota, Metazoa, Chordata, Lepidosauria, Squamata, Viperidae.